Linum trigynum is the source of this 3035-nucleotide messenger RNA. Lineage: Eukaryota; Viridiplantae; Streptophyta; Magnoliopsida; Malpighiales; Linaceae. The record is from the annotation of a GenBank genome assembly.
CUGUCACGGAUCGACCUCUCCUCGAUGUGGUCGAUGAUUUACUAAUAAACAUCAUUGGAUCGACUACAACAUGUAUGUAAUCGACUUUUCAAUUGUAAUGAUGAAUGUCAUUGUUAAUUUACCAUUCGGUGAACCACAUUGUUAAUGUAACAAACUAAUUUUUUUUCUUUUUCAAAUCACAAUAACUUGGAAGUGAUGAUAGCAUACUCCAAUCUCACUCACUAUGAGCAAUCUUAUGAACCAACCAAUAUUGAAUGAUUGAAGGUGAGGCCAUCACCACAUAAUUAACCAACUCGACAACCCCAGCAAGCGAUAAUUCAAUCAUCUCUUACUCAGAUCGCGAGUGCACAAAGCCAGGCCAUGUCUGCCAGCCAGCUACCUCAGCGCUCUUAUUUAUUAUACGGUGAUCCGUAUUUCGAUUCCAAAUAUCGCAUGCUAAUUACGAAAGCGAUGAAAUUUGGUUUCUUCCAAUCUUUUCCCAGUGACCAAACAGCAGAACAGGAAAAUAAACAGCAAAUCCAGGGGAAUCCCACCAAUAUAAUCGACAGGGACUCGGAUCUCUUCAAUUGCAUAACCUUCCAGCGUGCUUCUGCAUGUCCAAAAUCGAACCUUUAAGGGUUCCCAGAUAUAAAGAUAACUGUUGCUGCCGCGCCGGAGCAAGAGGCGGCCGAGGGGAAGAUAGCGGACUUCAGUACGGCGGCGGAGAGGCUCAUCGGUGGGAAGAAAGGGAAGGGGAGACGAAAGAAUCCAAACCCAGAAGAAUACCAUCAUAUCCUUCCUGCUUAUUCCUUCUCCACCCUGGGAAUGGUUCCAAUCAUUCGUUAAUCGUCGGGACCCAAAUCCUCGAGGAUCCCUCAAUCGCCAGGUGCCGCCUUUCCCGUUGCAAUUGGAUGAAUUGAGUAGGAGAGAAUCGAGCACUUCCAAUUCUGCUGGAAGGGUUGAAUUUCUCGGACUUUCUUUGGGUUUUCCCUUUGUUUGGAACGGAAAGCUGGAAAAGGUGCCAUUGGUGCUUGUUGGUUUUCUUUUAUCUUGUGUUUCGUUCUGGUCUGUGUGAAUAUCAGCUGUUAGAGCUAGUUGCCAAUGGCGGAUCUCAAAGAGCGCUUGCUUCCACCAAAACCAGCAUCAGCUGUAAACCUUAGGGAUGCUUCAUACAGGCCAUCUGCUUCCGGUCGUCAACCAUUUCAAGGGGUGGAUGUUAUGGGUUUGAAGAAACGUGGGCAAGGCCUGAGAUCUUGGAUUCGGGUUGAUUCAUCUGGCAACUCCCAGAUAAUCGAGGUCGACAAGUUCACUAUGAUGAGGCGCUGCGAUUUGCCUGCGCGUGAUCUCCGGCUUCUCGAUCCCCUGUUUGUCUACCCUUCAACGAUUCUUGGACGAGAGAAAGCUAUAGUUGUGAACUUAGAGCAGAUUAGGUGCAUAAUUACAGCUGAUGAGGUUCUGCUUCUGAAUUCGCUUGACAACUAUGUGUUGCAGUAUGUGGUGGAGCUGCAGCGGCGUCUUACUACAGCUGCAGUAGGUGAGGUUUGGCAAUCGGAAGGUCCUGAAUUGAAUAGAAGGAGGAGUAGUAGGAACUACGAUAACGUGUUUGGAACUCCAUCCCCUGAUUACUUGCCCUUUGAGUUUCGGGCACUCGAGGUUGCUCUGGAGGCUGCCUGCACUUUCCUUGAUUCUCAGGCAGCAGAGUUGGAAAUUGAAGCCUAUCCAUUGCUAGAUGAACUGACAUCCAAGAUCAGCACACUCAAUUUGGAAAGAGUGCGUAGAUUAAAAAGCAGACUUGUAGCCUUAACCAGAAGAGUCCAGAAGGUUAGGGAUGAGAUAGAGCAGCUAAUGGAUGACGAUGGAGAUAUGGCUGAAAUGUAUCUCACCGAAAAGAAAAGUCGGAUGGAGUCACCAUUUCAUGAACAGGGUUCCAUGGGAUUCAGGUCAAAUGAUGGAGGGGUAUCGGCAUCAGCUCCAGUUUCCCCUGUUUCUUCACCACCUGAUUCCCGGCGGCUGGACAAGUGCUUGAGCAUUGCACGGAGUCGACAUGAGAGCAUGAGGAGCUCAGAGAGCGGAACAGAGAGUAUAGAGGAGCUGGAAAUGUUGCUCGAAGCAUAUUUUGUGGUCAUUGAUAGCACCUUAAACAAGUUGACAUCGUUGAAGGAGUACAUUGAUGACACUGAAGAUUUCAUCAAUAUCCAGCUGGAUAACGUCAGGAAUCAGCUGAUCCAAUUCGAGCUUAUACUCACCACUGCUACGUUUGUCGUGGCGAUUUUUGGGGUGGUAGCAGGUAUUUUCGGCAUGAACUUUGCGAUACCCCUGUUUGACGACCCGGGUGCUUUCAAGUGGGUGUUGAUGAUAACAGCAGUAUGUGGGAUUACCAUAUUCUGUGCAUUUGUAUGGUUCUUCAAAUACAGAAGACUCAUGCCGCUAUAGAAACACCAUUUUAGAUGUUGCUAAUUUGUACUGAACAGAGUCUUAGGACUUUCCAAAAUUAUAGUUGCAACUUGCAAUGUCUCUGCAAUAUGUAUGCGAAUGGACUGAGGGAAGUGGAAAUGUGCCUCUUUCUCUCUUUUCUCUCUGAGCAUUAUCCAGUCCCUUUUUGAAAGGGAUAACGAUUUCUCAAGUCCCUGAAUUUUAUUACUUUCAACAAAAAUGCCCCCAUUUGAGUUUUUUCUUAUAGAUACGCCCCUGAAUUGUUCACAUUUUGGCAAAUGCAACCUCUCGCUAAACCUUUUCUCCGAGCUGUGGUUAUACAUUGGUUUCAUAAAGGUGACACAAAUUGAAACAACGAAAGAACAACGGUGGUGAUACUGCUAACGUUUGUGUUCUCGUUUUUAUUUUAGCACAAACACGAGCGAUCGUUGCGACGCUAGUCGAUAACUAAGAUACUUGGACUGGUAACGUUGAGGUUGUUGUUACAAUGAGCAAACUAAUUUGUUGAGUGAUACUGGUCGAGACUCCGGCAAGUGAGUGACAAAAAAAUUAAUUGGAGGAGCUUUUCGUUAAUAUAUAUAUAGCUCAUGGAGUAUUUUGUCCAAUAAUUCAAGUUGAGGGGC